Messenger RNA from Apis florea (little honeybee), 2551 nucleotides. RefSeq lists its product as uncharacterized. Gene Ontology annotation, molecular function: odorant binding; olfactory receptor activity. Lineage: Eukaryota; Metazoa; Arthropoda; Insecta; Hymenoptera; Apidae. Gene Ontology annotation, cellular component: plasma membrane. The record is from RefSeq and is a predicted model, not a curated record. Gene Ontology annotation, biological process: sensory perception of smell; detection of chemical stimulus involved in sensory perception of smell.
UAUAUACUGAAAGAAUUUUAAAUUGCACGAAACGAGAUAUAGUUUGUGCAUAGUAAAAUGCUGGUAAAAAUGAAAAAAGAAUAAACAGAUGAAGAAUGCAGUGACAAGCAACGUCUCGAAUUGACACAAUAUUCGUAAGCUACAAUACGAUAUUAAAAAAGAAAAGUGCUCUUAUAUCAUUUUCAGUGCCACUAAAUUUAUCGUAUAAUAAAUUUUUAAAUUCGAACUUCAAGAUUUCUUCACGAGUCAAAUUUGAACAGAAAGAUACAUAAAAAUUUUUCUUCCAGAAUUUUCCUCCUUUCGUUCAUCAAAAUUAUUAUUUUUCUGUCACAUAAAAAUUACAAGAAGAUUAAGCAAAGAAGGGAGAUGAAUUUUCAAAAUUUGAAUCGUUUGAACGCUUUCGCGAACAUGAUUUCGGGAAACUUUUUACCGAUGACCAAUAUAAAUGAGAAAUCAUCCAUAGUUUCGAAAAUCUAUUUCGUCAUCGUUUGGAUAAUACAACUGAUAUACCUGGCUGCCUGUACUCUCGGUCUUUUCAACGUGCCGUGGGAAAGAUCGUUGAAGGAUGGUACAGUGAACAUGGUGCUCUUGUUUGAAGUGAUCAUUUUGAACAUAUAUUUACACAGUCGUAGAAAUUUGUUGCGUGAAUUAAUCGGGAAGUUGAAUCACGUUCUGAUCAACGAAGACGAAAUGUUUCGAGACGUGACAAUUAGCACGAUAAAAACGUUGGAAAAACCUUUAAGAAUAUAUAUACUUGUUAACGUCACAUCGAUUAUGGUUUGGAUAUCAUCCCCGUUGAUCAAAUUAUUUCAAAAGAACGAGUUCUAUUACGAGGAUUUUACAAUGCCAGUCGUUUUAUCCGAGCAACCUUUUUCAACAGGUGUUUUUAUUUGUGGCGUUUUCCUUCAGCUGUUUGGCGGCGAAUAUUUGUUAUUUAGGAAGAUCAGCUUAGACCUUUACACGAUGCAUUUGAACCUUUUAAUAACGGCACAAUACAAAUAUCUUAGAAUCAAAUUUGCGACUGUGCUUAAGGAAAAGGGUGAAACCUUUGGAAAGGACACUUGGCAAAAUAUCCCGUACGACGAUGAUACAACGAUCAGACAGGAAAUGAAGUUGUUAACCCGCCAUUUUGAAACUGUAAUCGAGAUGACUGGUAUGUUGAAGAAAUUGCUUUCUCCGAAUAUUGGAGUUCUUUACUUAAACUACGUUUUUCGGUUCUGCUUUCUGAGUUUUAUGUUUGCAACGACUUCACUUUUAGAAAAACUCACGUAUACGAUAAUUGUAUCAUAUACAACCGGUGCAUUGAUACAAUUUUAUAUAUUGUGUUAUUGCAUUCAAGAUUUAUUUGAAGCGAGUUCGUCCAUAGCAGACGAUGUGGUGUAUGAAAAAUGGUACUCUUACGACGUACGAUUUCAACGUGUAAUUCUUAUGAUAAGCUUGGCUAACGAAUUAAAGUGUAAAAUAUCCAAUUUUCAAAAUAUUGAUUUAACAUUACCAUCUUUCAUGUCUAUUCUAAACCAAGCAUAUUCGAUAUGUUUAUUAUUUUUGAAAACAAAACAAGAUUAAAUCAAUGAUAUAUAUAUGAUGAUAUUCAUGAUUAAGUCUCUUACAUUAUGGAAUUUUUAUUUAAUUAUAAUACAUAUAUUCUAAAACGAAUAAGAAUAAUUCUAGAAUGAAAUCACUUCCAAUAUAAUUAAUAAAUUUAAAGAUGCAAAAAUAAUCGACAAACGAAACUGUAAUUUUUAAUAUUUCUGAUAUGAACUGGAUAAAUAAUGAAUUAAUAAUAUUAUUUAUAUACAUAAAAAUAUAUGCAUAUAUAUAUAUAAAACUUACUUUAAAAAUUGUUUUAUGAUAAACGACUAUAAAACAAUUUCAGAAUUUCAUAAAAUAUAAUUGGCACAUCUAAAAUCCAUCUCAGAGUUAUACAAUUUUCCAUUUACCGAGCUAUGAAUAAUGUUAAGUUUCGUGAUUCUCUCUUAGAUUUUUGAAAUGUUUCUAAAAGUAAUAUAAAUUAUCUUUUCAAUAUUAUAAUGAAAGAAAGAAACUUCGACUCUUUCUUUUCACGUGACUAAUUUCUUUAUAAAUUUAUGAUAAAUUUCUACAUCAAAAGAGAGUGACUAAGUAGAUAGAUUUUUAAACAAUUCUUGUACAAUAAUUGUACAUUUAUACGUACGAAUAUAUACGUAUAGGGAUCUUUUUAGAUAAAUAAUUGUUCAAAUUAAAGAGAAUGAUACCGAGUUGUAAUUGCAACCAACGACCAACGAUCGAUGAUUAUACGCUGAAAGAAUUUUAAAUUGCACGUGAUAUGGCGUAGCCUGUGUAUAGUAAUGCUGGUAAAAAUGAAUAAACAGAUCAACGAUGCAAUGACGAGCAACAAUUGUAUCGAAUACGUUGAAAUGAUAGAUCAUUCGCAAGCAAGAACAUAACUGCAUAAUCGUAGAAAAAAGUAAUAAUAAAUUAACAUCGUCGAAAAAGAAAAAAAAUUUUUUUUUUCAUUCUAAUAAAUUUGUAUCCAAACUGUUAUCUUUAUACCGAUAAAAAUUGGAAAAAG